AUGGGUGUAGGUGGCACCAGCAGUCAUGGAUAUCAAGAAAUGCCUCAUGUUGGAGAAAUCUUAAAUGGAGGAGUAUAUGUUGACCAGAACAAAUUCCUCUGUUAUGCAGACACCAUUCAUUGGCAGGAUAUUGUUCGCAAUCCGUGGCCUUCUAAUUUUACACUGGUUUCAACCAAUGGUAGCUCAGGAUGUGGGCGGUGCCACAAGUCUUGCACAGGCCGAUGUUGGGGGCCCACAGAGCGCCACUGCCAGAGCUUGACCAAGACGGUGUGUGCAGAACAGUGUGAUGGCAGGUGCUAUGGCCCAUAUGUAAGCGAUUGCUGCCACCGAGAAUGUGCUGGAGGCUGCUCAGGACCUAAAGACACAGACUGCUUUGCCUGCAUGAAUUUCAAUGACAGUGGAGCUUGUGUCACCCAAUGCCCCCAAACAUUUGUGUACAAUCCAACCACUUUUCAACUAGAGCACAAUUUCAAUGCAAAAUAUACCUAUGGAGCCUUCUGUGUCAAGAAAUGCCCACAUAACUUUGUGGUAGAUUCCAGUUCUUGUGUGCGGGCUUGUCCUAGUUCCAAAAUGGAGGUGGAAGAAAAUGGGAUUAAAAUGUGUAAACCCUGUACUGACAUUUGUCCCAAAGCAUGUGAUGGCAUUGGCACAGGAACUCUGAUGUCUGCUCAGACUGUGGAUUCCAGCAACAUUGACAAGUUCAUAAACUGCACCAAAAUCAAUGGGAAUUUGAUCUUCCUCGUCACUGGUAUUCAUGGGGAUCCUUACAAUGCAAUUGAAGCCAUGGACCCCGAGAAACUGAACAUCUUCCGGACAGUCAGAGAAAUAACAGGUUUCUUGAACAUACAGUCUUGGCCCCCAAACAUGACAGAUUUCAGUGUCUUUUCUAACCUGGUCACCAUUGGUGGAAGAGUACUGUAUAGUGGCCUCUCACUGCUUAUCCUUAAGCAACAAGGCAUCACCUCUUUGCAGUUCCAGUCCUUGAAGGAAAUCAGUGCAGGAAACAUCUAUAUAACUGACAACACCAACCUAUGUUACUACCAUACAGUUAAUUGGACCACCCUCUUCAGUACUCUCAACCAAAGAAUAGUGAUUCGUGACAACAGAAAGGCAGAGAACUGCACUGCAGAAGGAAUGGUAUGUAAUCUUCUGUGUUCAAGUGAUGGCUGCUGGGGGCCAGGACCAGACCAAUGCUUAUCCUGUAAACGUUUCAGCAGGGGACGGACUUGCAUUGAAUCCUGUAAUCUCUAUGAUGGUGAAUUUCGAGAGUUUGAGAAUGGUUCCAUCUGUGUGGAAUGUGACCCCCAAUGUGAAAAGAUGGAAGAUGGCAUUUUGACAUGCCAUGGACCGGGACCAGAUAACUGCACUAAGUGUUCUCAUUUUAAGGAUGGCCCAAACUGUGUGGAAAAAUGUCCUGAUGGAUUACAGGGGGCCAAUAGCUUUAUAUUCAAAUAUGCUGACCAGGAUCAUGAAUGCCACCCUUGUCAUCCAAACUGCACCCAAGGGUGCAUAGGCUCAAGUAUUGAUGACUGCAUCGGCCUGAUGGAUAGAACUCCCCUGAUUGCUGCAGGAGUCAUUGGUGGACUCUUCAUCCUCGUGAUUGUUGGCCUGACAUUUGCUGUGUAUGUUCGUCGAAAGAGCAUCAAAAAGAAGAGAGCAUUGAGAAGAUUCCUAGAGACAGAGUUGGUAGAACCCUUAACCCCAAGUGGCACAGCACCCAACCAGGCCCAACUUCGGAUCCUAAAAGAAACUGAGCUCAAAAGAGUGAAGGUACUUGGGUCUGGAGCAUUUGGAACUGUAUAUAAGGGGAUUUGGGUACCUGAAGGAGAGACAGUAAAGAUACCUGUGGCUAUAAAGAUUCUCAAUGAGACAACUGGUCCAAAAGCUAAUGUUGAGUUCAUGGAUGAAGCUUUGAUCAUGGCAAGUAUGGAUCACCCACAUUUGGUACGAUUAUUGGGUGUCUGUCUGAGCCCGACCAUUCAGCUGGUUACUCAACUAAUGCCCCAUGGCUGCCUGUUGGAUUAUGUUCAUGAACAUAAGGAUAACAUUGGCUCCCAACUCCUACUUAACUGGUGUGUCCAGAUAGCUAAGAGUAAUAGCCCAUGA
Trichosurus vulpecula (common brushtail) is the source of this 2106-nucleotide messenger RNA. RefSeq names its product receptor tyrosine-protein kinase erbB-4. NCBI's taxonomy places the organism in Eukaryota, Metazoa, Chordata, Mammalia, Diprotodontia, Phalangeridae. Gene Ontology annotation, cellular component: signaling receptor complex; basal plasma membrane. The record is from RefSeq and is a predicted model, not a curated record. The transcript has 19 exons. Gene Ontology annotation, molecular function: epidermal growth factor receptor binding; transmembrane receptor protein tyrosine kinase activity; ATP binding. Gene Ontology annotation, biological process: positive regulation of kinase activity; protein phosphorylation; multicellular organism development. Bases 1 to 2106 code for a protein of 701 amino acids.